Toxotes jaculatrix (banded archerfish) is the source of this 330-nucleotide messenger RNA. RefSeq names its product guanine nucleotide-binding protein G(I)/G(S)/G(O) subunit gamma-12-like. Gene Ontology annotation, biological process: G protein-coupled receptor signaling pathway. The record is from RefSeq and is a predicted model, not a curated record. Gene Ontology annotation, cellular component: heterotrimeric G-protein complex. Gene Ontology annotation, molecular function: G-protein beta-subunit binding. The transcript has 2 exons. Bases 124 to 330 code for a protein of 68 amino acids. NCBI's taxonomy places the organism in Eukaryota, Metazoa, Chordata, Actinopteri, Toxotidae.
GGAUCUGGCAAAAUACGGCUCUAAGUUCAUUUCCAGCUGCUGCUUUUCGUGCUAAAGAAGGAUACUGAAUCCUGAUAGUAGGAUUUUUGCUGAGCAUUUAUACCAAGGCCAGCGUCAGGAAAGAUGUGCAGCAGCAACAGUGUUGUUCAGACACAAAAACUGGUGGAUCAACUGCGAGUUGAGGCAAGCAUGGAGAGAAUCAAGAUCUCCCUCACAGCAGCAGACUUGGUCCAGUACUGUCAGGACCACAGGCGCAGUGACCCUCUGCUUACUGGCAUCGCUGCCUCGUCCAAUCCCUUCAAAGAUAAGAAGACCUGUGUGCUGCUUUGA